Molecule: messenger RNA, 1107 nt
Organism: Linepithema humile (Argentine ant)
Lineage: Eukaryota; Metazoa; Arthropoda; Insecta; Hymenoptera; Formicidae
Gene: PGRP-SA
Product: Peptidoglycan recognition protein SA
Biological process (GO): peptidoglycan catabolic process; innate immune response
Molecular function (GO): N-acetylmuramoyl-L-alanine amidase activity; zinc ion binding; peptidoglycan binding
Source: RefSeq, a predicted model, not a curated record
UACGCUUUCUACACGCUUAUUUUCGCUUCUGGACUAUUUUUCACGAUGUUGGGAUGCUGAUAAAAUUCUUAAACAAUUCACACGUCUCUUUUAAAGUUUCUUAAAGCGAUUCUCGUGUAGUUGCGCUCCGUCGUUUCACGUUGCAAGAAUGUUCUCGAGAAUCUGCUUUGUACUUUUAUUGGUGCUUCCAGUCAGUUUUGCCAAAUGUCCCAAAAUCAUCGCCAGAAACCAAUGGACCUCCGUUCCCGCUGGCGACGUAAAUUAUUUAAUUGUACCGAUACCAUAUGUGGUGAUACAGCAUACAGUCACUCCUGAGUGCAAUACACGUCAGACGUGUACAGCUCGUGUUGAUAGCAUCCGCGGACAUCACAUGGACACACUUGGCUGGGACGAUAUCGGCUACUCAUUUUUAAUUGGCGGGGAUGGAAACGUAUACGAGGGAUGUGGAUGGACACGCGAAGGCGCGCAUACAUACGGAUACAAUAAAAAAUCUGUCGGCAUAGCUUUCAUUGGAAAUUUUGAGAAUAAAGCGGCUAGUCAGAAAAUGUUAAACACUGCACAUGAUUUAAUUGAAUGCGGCAAAUCUCAAGGUAUUCUUCGAGAUAACGUACGUGUGAUAGGCGCACGACAGGUGACUGCAACAGUUAGCCCUGGAGAACAACUCUACACGCAGAUCCAGGAUUGGUCUGAAUGGACUAGCAACCCUUAGAUGAGCAUUUGCACGAUACGAAAAUGUCUCGAUCAAAUGGAUUGUUAUAUUACAAAAAAAAAAUAUUUAGUUUUAAUUACUUAAUCUUUAUACCUUGAUGUUGUAUCUCUUUUUCUUUCAAAUCAAACAGGGAUCUUUUUUGGAAAGCUUCAAUUAUUAUACUUAUCACUGCUUAUCUUAAUAUACUUAUCACUGCUUAUCUUAAUAUACUUAUUACUGCUUAUCUUAAUACGCUUCUUUUAAUUCGGCUCUCGCUCGAGCAUCAUUGUGUAGAUCAGGCUUGAGUUGUUUUCCACAAAUAGUAAUUAUUCUAUAUUAUUGCAAUUUAUUGGCGAAAUUAAUGAAGAGUAUGACGAAUAAGUAAGACCGUAAGAAAUAUACGUCAAUAUUCGAGGUAA